GAGCCUUAUUCAUCUAUCCGCGUGCACUUUUUGUCCUCUAGAUUCUAAGCUCCAUCUUGAAAUUAUCUGGACUUAUUCUAAGUCGCACUACCAUGAAGAAAGGAACGAAAUCCAGAAGCCAAUAUGAUACCCACAAGCCAAAAGAGCUACGUCGUCUGUAUGAACCCCUUGGGGUUCUGCACGAAUUGACUAUGAAGGGCACAACGAAGCCGCGCUCCAUUCUCUCGACCAGCGCUCAAGGGAUCAGCAUCAUGCAACGCCGCCGAAACUUUGUUGAUGCAAUCGCUUAUCUCGGGGCAUAUGGAAAAGGGUGUGAGAUCGCUGUUGCUGUAGAACGGCAGCCAGAUGGACUUAUCGUUCGAAUCGCAGGCACUGGCGAUGUUGAUGGAACUGUUGUUCCAUUUGUCAACGACCUCCUGCGUAUGCUAUCGGAUACCUUGAAGCUAGGAAACGAUGAGAUUAAGGGAGACAAUAAGGAGAGUAUCCUUAUCUGCCUCUCAAACUUCGCACUCGAUUUUGCUCAAGAAAAGGUCUUUGCCCAUUACAUGAAACUAUUGCACCAUAUCGCUCCGGUAUGCUUGGCGGAUAUGACAACAGGGUUAAAUGAAGCGUGCAGAGACUCUCCCGAUUUCAAGGCUUGGUUCCAAGAGAAUUUCUAUAAAAACGGCGCGCCUUUGCCUCAGGAGCACAUGAAGUUUCUAGCAAAAGAAUGCUUUAAAGUGCGGCAGUCCAGACUGAUAAAUAAUCUAAGAGAGUUUAUAUAUCAAGGCCAUGAACAUGUUGCCUAUUUUGAGAAGUUCUAUAAGCAACUUAGGAAACUGAGUCUGACUAUCGACAUGACUUCUCAGCUUCUUGAGUCUGCUAUCUCUCUGCGUCAAGAUUUUGCCAAUGGUCUUGUAGCAGAAAGCAUACCGUCCUCCCCAAGCCUGUCGAUUCCCCUCCUUCCACGAAAGCUGACUAUGGAGGGCAUCGCAAAUCGGAUGUUUUCUGACCCAUUGGAACGGGAUGAUUUCCUCCUGAAGCUCCAGCAGACGGCACCACCGGGGCUAAUCCAAACCUUAAUAAAUUAUUCACAGGAAGUUCUCACUGAAGUCCACCCCGAGCUUCUUGUGAUAAACUACUUUGACACACUAUCAGAUAUCGGUUUCAUUGACGAACGUGACAAAUAUAUUGGAUGUGCAAAACCAAGCUGUUAUCUAUGUCAUCUCUUUAUUUUGUACCACCCUGCGAGAUAUUCUAUGAUAUCUUCAAGCUCCAAAAUUCGUCUAAAUUGGCGUCUACCAGAUAUCUCGGUUAAAGAAGGUAAUGCCAUGGCACGCGCCAAGAAUCAGAAGUCAGUCCUCCACCAGUUGAUCAGUACUAUCCGACUUCAGCUAGAGGAGAAAGUAGAGAAUGAGUGGAUUCUACAAACUCGUCGCACAGAAUCAGAAGCUCAGUGGACAUUACCUACCGACGACGGUACUUCCAAUUACAGCCCACAACCAUCAAGUCCAGCAUCAACGCCUGGCUAUCCAAUCACUUCCACCGAACUACGUAUUCCAGGGCUUGAUACUAGUUCAGAUGAGACAUCCAGUGCAGACAAAGAUCCUGACCGAGAUGAAGAGGACGUAAUUCUAUUCAAGGGCAGAUGCCGGUUCUAGUUGAAGUCUUGUCUAGUAGUGUAGUUUGCAUGCUAUCGAGCCUUGUUGGCCCUGGAAAAUGUUAGCCAGCUGGGUACUCUAUGGCACACUUUCAAGAACUACAUUGUAACGAAGUUCA
This is a messenger RNA of Aspergillus pseudotamarii, 1758 nucleotides long. Its product is annotated as nucleic acid/nucleotide deaminase domain-containing protein. Bases 93 to 1640 code for a protein of 515 amino acids. The transcript is spliced from 2 exons. Lineage: Eukaryota; Fungi; Ascomycota; Eurotiomycetes; Eurotiales; Aspergillaceae. The record is from RefSeq and is a predicted model, not a curated record.